AUGUCCUUAUGUUUCUGUUUCUGCUGGCUUCUCCUCCCAAUUUUGUUGUAUCCUUGUUGGGCCAACUCCAACUCCAUCACCCUCUCCCUCACCACCCAAUCCCAUGAUCACCACUCUGAAAACAGCAGCCCGCUCAGCCUCAUGGCCUACGCGUCCAUUCAAAGGGCCCGACACCUAAAGCGGCGCACCUCCACCAGUACCAGUACGCCUCUCUUCCCCCUCAGCAUUGGCGAAUACUCCACCACCCUCGGAUUCGGAACACCGCCGCAGCGCCUGGGCUUCAUCAUGGACACCGGAAGUAGCCUCGUCUGGUUCCCAUGCGGGGACAACUACAAGUGCACCUCUUGCAACACCAACAAUAUCCCCACCUUCGACCCGAAAUCAUCAUCGUCCUCAAGAAGCGUCACCUGCACCUCCCCCCAACUGAAACGGUUCUUUCCCGAAUUUCCACUCUGCACGUCCUGUUGGAAACACCCCAUUCCCACCCCCUCCUGCUCCAAACAACACUUAAACUACUCAAUCCUUUACGGGCUGAGAAACACGACCGGAACAUAUCUGUUAGAGUCUUUAACCCACCCGGCCCGAAAGAUUGUGCCCGACCUGCUCGUCGGCUGCUCCGUUUCCUCGGACCACAUGCAACGUGAUGGCAUCGCAGGUCAGGACAUGUGGGAUUCCGACACUCCGACGACGAAUUGCGACGACAAAUCUGUCACACGGCUGCGGGUUGUGAGGUAA
Molecule: messenger RNA, 735 nt
Organism: Striga hermonthica
Lineage: Eukaryota; Viridiplantae; Streptophyta; Magnoliopsida; Lamiales; Orobanchaceae
Source: the annotation of a GenBank genome assembly